AUGUCUUUCAGCUUCAUCAGCCGCUUCUCACGGCACCAGGUGUCUCAGUUGUCUCAGGUCGUGGUGAUCCACAACAGUGAGCUAAUGUGCGGCAGCCUGGACAAGGGUACCUUGGGGUCCGGCUCCAAGAAGAACAUCUUCUACAUCCUGCUGAGAGACUGGGGACAGCUGGAGGCGGCGAACGCCAUGUCCCGCCUGGCCAGACUCACUCCGGCGUAUCUCUCCAACCGAGGCUUCUCUAUUGGUAUUGGUGAUGUGACACCUGGCCAGGGUCUGCUGAAGGCCAAACAGGACCUGCUGGAUGAUGGGUACAAGAAGUGUGAUGAAUACAUCCAGGCGCUAUCCACGGGCAAACUGCAGCAGCAGCCCGGCUGCACAGCAGAGGAGACUCUGGAGGCGAUCUAUGCGUGUCCAAAGGAGCCCGCGCUCAGUCAGAACGAGCUGGUCCUCACCGCUGACGCCAUCAUGAAGAGAACCGACUUCCUGUGCUGCAGAGACGUCUUCCUGGAGGAGAUAAGGAAAUUUGCUAAGAACAUCUCAGAACGGAUCAAAAAGACCAGAGACAAAUACGGCAUCAACGACAAUGGCACCAGCGAGCCAAAAGUGCUUUAUCAGCUGGACCGCAUAACCCCCACCCAGCUGGAGAAGUUCCUUGAAACCUGCAGGAACAAGUACAUGAGGUACAAGACUCCUGUUUUCUGUGGUUCAUUGAAAUAUGAAGUUAAUGGCAAACAUUUUCAGUCAGUUCUUCCUGGAACGCAUUCAAAGUGACGCUUUUACAGUGACUGAAAUAGACUACUAAGACUAAAACGCUGCUUAUUUUCUCACUGCGCACACCUUGCCAGUCACUGCAUAAAGUGUUCAAGAAUAAAGAUGUGGGUUUGAUUGAAGUU
This is a messenger RNA of Notothenia coriiceps (black rockcod), 893 nucleotides long. Its product is annotated as DNA-directed RNA polymerase III subunit RPC1-like. Gene Ontology annotation, biological process: DNA-templated transcription. The transcript has 6 exons. NCBI's taxonomy places the organism in Eukaryota, Metazoa, Chordata, Actinopteri, Perciformes, Nototheniidae. Gene Ontology annotation, molecular function: DNA-directed RNA polymerase activity; DNA binding. The coding region runs from base 1 to 771 and encodes 256 amino acids. The record is from RefSeq and is a predicted model, not a curated record.